AAGAAAUGGUCGCCAGGGGAUCAGCUGAUGGGCUCGUACGAAUAGUGGGCGGAGCUUCGCAGAUAGAGAGACCCGUAGUAGAUGGGUCUCGCGUAUAGUUUUUUCAUUUGUAGACGGCGCUGUCGAGCCGGCCGGUCGAGUGUUUCAACCGUGUCCUGUCAUCGACCGAUGUCUUGGUGUUGUAACAAAAGAAAGGCAAUUCUCUUUUCAUUUUUAGUGUCUAGAUAAUUUGAAAGAUAAAUUAUCUUAUCUCAGAUUUGCAUUAGUUAACGGAAGCUACGUCGAUUAUUGUUUGUACUUUGCCCAAAAAGUUCUCUUUCGCGAUACUUUCCUUUGUUCGUCUGUGUUUGUCAUGGAGCUGCUGACGUGACUUUCGACUCAACUGAUUUAGAUUGUUGUAAACAUUUCGUGGCUUGUUAAUCGAACAGAAUAUUUUGCGUGGUGUGUCGUUACCAGUUUUCUUGUUUGCUAUUGAAUAAUGUUGAGUGUUCGCCAUCUCACACUGAAACUACGAUCGCAGUCUCUGAACGAAGAAUCCAACAACUUCAACAGCACAGACAAGCCGGAGCUUGAUCGGGACUCGGGGACUGAAUCGGACGACGAACUCGGACCCAGUGACUAUCAUCAAACAACUGCGUCCUCCAUCGGUUACAACAUGGAACGAGAAGAUUUGGAGAAUUCGAGUGGCCCACAGAGACGUGGAUUUUCGAGUAUUCGGGAGAGGACUCGCUCUGAAAGUGGGAAGGAAAAUUCAAUACGAUCGUUGGUACCUCGGCAACGCCGCAGCGAAAGGGCAUUACUGCGCGAGAGGUGCACUGAAGCCGUUAUGGCCACUACAUUAGCGGCUGUAGCGGCUCUGUCGGCUGGAGAUGAUGCACCUUCGUCGAUGGAUCGCCGAUCGACCGAUAGUCCCGUCGAAUUUUGCGUUACGGAUUCUGCGCUUCCAUCGGAUUCAGAUCACGGACCUUGGGGCGAUCAACAUAGUUCUGAGGAGGAACUCGAAUGCAUCAAUGGUGCCGAGGAAGAAUCGACGACUCACGAUUUACUCACGACACCGCAGGCAACUUCUGGAACGGCUUUACGAUUUGGACCCAGUGCCUUUGGUCCACCUCGUUUCUGCCCAAAUCAGCACAAUCAACAACAUCCUGCCCGCCCUGGAAAAGUUGCUUCUCUCCAGGGUCCAGAGAAGCGAAAGUGGGGCCAAGUGAAUCAUCGUCGAACGCCCAACGGCUCCGUCAGUGAUCGAAUGAAAACCCGUCCGCGAUCAGCUGUUUUAUUGCAUCAUACGACCGGUUCGGAAGUGAUUGGAUGCCUGGAGCCUGAACGGAGCAUUAGCAGUGUAACAUUUGACUGUUCGGCUUCAUCAGAUGAUGAAGUUCAAUCAUUGGUUGGAGCUCAAGAUUCUCCUUUGCCGCUCGAGUUCCGCACCUCGCCACCGGAGGGUGCUCACCGACCGACACGCUCUCUCUCUCCGCCGCCGAAAUUCUUCCUAGCCGAUUGCCGACAAGAUCUAGCCGCUCCCAGCGCAGCAGCAGCCAUGUCGACGCCGGCACAACACGCUGAACCACCGGCUGCUUUGUCCGUCGCCAACGGCAACAAUAUCGCAUCGCCCCGCAAGCGCCAUCGUCACGCCCAUCGCUCUCACCACCAAAUUCAGCGUCCUUGCCUCGAUUUCGAAAAGAUGCAGCAGAUGAAGAACCGAUCCGUAUCGACCUGGCGUCACGACGGCGAACUCUCCCUCUUCUGCUGGUGAAACCUAAACAAAUUAUGGCAUUGGGAAA
Molecule: messenger RNA, 1781 nt
Organism: Daphnia magna
Lineage: Eukaryota; Metazoa; Arthropoda; Branchiopoda; Diplostraca; Daphniidae
Exons: 5
Coding region: 479-1753 (424 amino acids)
Source: RefSeq, a predicted model, not a curated record